UUAAAGGUCCGGAAAAUCCAAUCUUAACAUAACAAAUGCGAGCGCCGCGCAACACUCUUUCAGGAUAUGUGGAAAAGGCGCACAUUAAUGCGUUUGAAUAUGAAAAUAAGCGACGCACAUUCCACACUUAUGGCUAUGCAUUGGAUCCCUCAGUCGAAGUUGCAGACGGUCAAGGAUUUGUCGAUGAUUUACAAUCGGCAUAUGAUGAUGAUGGAAAAACUGUAUUUGAAUCACCGAAACCAAAAAAGAAACGUAAGCAAGAUAAAAACGACAAUCCAGAGGACAUUGAAGGUUUCGUUGGUCCUUGGGGUAAAUAUCAAGAUGAACAAUCCAUAGCACGUCCAAAUGGCCAAGAAAAGGCAGAACUGGAAGAGAUUCUUGCCAAAAGACAUAGGCGUAAUCGCAUUGUUGAACAUAAGCCAUUAGAGGAAAAAUCUGUUCUUCACAUCAAAGACGCCUACGAUUAUCAAGGACGUUCUUACUUACAUGCUCCAUAUGACUUGGGUAUUAACUGGCGUUCAACAUCCGCUCCAAACAAAUGUUUCUUACCAAAAUCACAUAUUCACACUUGGACUGGGCACACAAAGGAUAUUUCGUCAAUUCGGUGGUUCCCUCAAACAGCUCAUUUACUGCUUUCGGGCUUAAUGGAUUGUCGCGUGAAACUGUGGGAAGGGUUCGGCGAGCGACGUUGCGUUCGUACAUUCUCUGGACAUAGGCAGGCGAUCAAGGACAUAGCUUGGAACAAUAAAGGCACCAAAUUUCUUUCCGCUUACUAUGAUCGUUAUAUAAAAAUGUGGGAUGCCGAAACUGGUGAGGUUAUAUCACGUUUCACAGCCCGCAAGAUGCCCUUUUGCGUCAAGUUCCAUCCGACAGCAACAAGCAACAUCUCUUUGUUGCUGGCACACCUGAUAAGAAAAUUAUUUGCUGGGACACACGCAGCGGAGAUAUGGUUCAAGAAUAUCAUCGCCACUUAGGUGCAGUCAACACAAUUACAUUUGUCGACGAAAAUCGACGUUUUGUUACUACCUCGGAUGACAAAUCGGUGCGUAUUUAGGAAUGGGAUAUACCAGUCGAUAUGAAGUACAUAGCCGAUCCCACCAUGCAUUCCAUGCCGGCAGUGACGCUUGCACCAAAUGGCAAAUGGUUGGCGUGUCAGUCUUUAGAUAAUAAAAUGGUUAUAUUCUCCGCGUUAAAUCGCUUUAAAAUGAAUCGUAAAAAGACAUAUUGCGCUUAUACACACACCCUCAUG
Messenger RNA from Bactrocera neohumeralis, 1249 nucleotides. Its product is annotated as pre-mRNA-processing factor 17-like. The record is from RefSeq and is a predicted model, not a curated record. The transcript is spliced from 3 exons. Gene Ontology annotation, biological process: mRNA splicing, via spliceosome. Bases 36 to 974 code for a protein of 312 amino acids. Lineage: Eukaryota; Metazoa; Arthropoda; Insecta; Diptera; Tephritidae. Gene Ontology annotation, cellular component: catalytic step 2 spliceosome. Gene Ontology annotation, molecular function: mRNA binding; protein binding.